This is a messenger RNA of Micromonas pusilla CCMP1545, 573 nucleotides long. RefSeq lists its product as uncharacterized. The coding region runs from base 1 to 573 and encodes 190 amino acids. The record is from RefSeq and is a predicted model, not a curated record. Lineage: Eukaryota; Viridiplantae; Chlorophyta; Mamiellophyceae; Mamiellales; Mamiellaceae. The transcript has a single exon.
AUGGCCUCGUCCUCGAGCGGCGGCGGCGGCGGCGGCGGCCACGCGUCGUUCGACCCGUACGCGGACCUCGGCCUGAAGCGAGGCGCGACGGACGAGGAGGUCAAGUCCGCGUUUCGAAGGCUCGCGCGCGCGUACCAUCCGGACGCGGGCGGCGCCUCGACCGCGGAAUCGCGCGCGGCGUUCAACCGGAUAACGUCCGCGCGAAACCGGCUGCUGUACGCGGGACGCGGCGCCGGCGGCGCCGCGGGCCAAGGCGGGUUCGCGCGCGGCCACGGCGUCCAACACGCGCCGUAUCGACCGCGCGUCUCCAACUGGCAGUUCGCCGCGGUGCUGACGCUGCCGCUGUGCCUCAUGGGCGUCGUCUCGAGCUGGGCGUUCCCGAGCGACCACGCGCGCGCGCCGAACGCGGAGAUCGGCCGCUUGAACGGGCUGAUGAACCCCCCGGUGAACCCGUGGUUGCGAGAGGACGACGACGACGAGAGGGAGGAGAGGAGGCGGAGGAGGGCGCCGGUGUCGGAGCGCGUCUUGAGGCGGAUGGCGCCGAUGUUUCGACGGGGCGACGACCCGGACUGA